GUGGGCUUUUUCCUAAAGUGCAUUGAGCUAUAUGACUAACAUCUAUUUCAAAUGCAUUGGAAGCAGCAAGUCUGCCAGAGAAUCUAUAGGAUUGGUAGAUAAUCAUGAUUUUAAAGAGCAUCCAGAAAAGAUUAGGUCGUAAAGGGAAAGGCUAUGUGAAUUCACUACAGGGGAGUCUACAUCAGCAUCUUUUUCUAAGAAGGUUAAAUUUGAGGCACUUGUUUCAGACAGAAGAGCUUUUAAAACAAGUCAAUAAUUAUGUCAACAAGUAACAUGGACCGGGUUGUAUUCACGCUUGAGGAAUGUUUCAUACUCAGGGACAGCGCGGCUCCCAUCAACCUCGUUUUAUAGAACCUCGGGGACCCUGCUGCUCCUCCUUGACGGAGCAUCCCACCACCAUCUCCAUCAGCACCACCCUCCCUCCUCAUCUCCUCGCGGAAGACGCCCAAGGGAUUGAGACGAGACCGCAAGGAGAAGAGUUAAACAGGAGGAAUCGAUCACCCGGCCUUUUAUCCCCGCCUCCUCCUCUUGCCUGCGGGGAUCGGGACCCGCAGACCGGGGGCCACCCCCGAAGCCCGGCCCGGCCCGGCGCGGCCAAGCGCCGCCUCCACGGCGGGAUGCAGCCGCCGCCACCGCCCCGCGGGUGCAGGAUGGAACAUGAGGCUACCCAGCUAGAAAAGCAGCACGUGCAUAGUGUGUAUGAAAAUACAGCCGCCUACUUUAAUGAUUUGCAGAGCAGAGCAUGGCCCCGUGUUCGAAACUUUCUGCUGGAGCAGAAGCCUGGCAGUCUCGUCGCUGAUAUAGGUUGUGGAACUGGAAAGUAUCUCAGUGUCAACAGUCAGGUGUAUAAUCUUGGCUGUGAUUACUGUGGACCAUUGGUAGAAAUUGCAAGGAAGAAAGAUGAAGAAGUUCUGGUGUGUGACAACCUUAACCUUCCCUUCAGGGACCAGUGCUUCAAUGCAGUCAUUUCCAUUGGAGUGAUCCAUCAUUUCUCAACUAAACAAAGAAGAAUCAAAGCAAUAAAGGAAAUGGCAAGGGUAUUGAUACCUGGAGGCCAAAUGAUGAUUUAUGUUUGGGCUAUGGAACAAAAGAAUCGUCGCUUUGAGAAACAAGAUGUAUUUGUUCCAUGGAACAAGGCCUUGUGCUCACGGCAUUUUUCAGAAUCAAAUCAAUCUGGAGAUAAGGGUGAGUUUGUGCAUGCUGUAAAAAGCCAAGAUACACAUCCUGCACAGCUAGUCAUCUCUGAUUGCAGCUAUCAAACCAGUCUCCAGCCAGAAACUGACUCAAAACAUUCCCACAACAUGGACCAUUGCUUGUCCAGAGCCUGCUGCAUGAAAAUUUCCGAAGAAGAAAACAGAUUUUACAGUGCUCUAGGAAGAUCUUUCCGCUCAUGGUUUUUCUCUACAUCCCUUGAUGAAUCAGCCCUGAGAAAGCAAACCGACAAAAUGAAGCCUCUGAAGAAUGAAGGAGAAUGGGCAAACAGUACUGUACCCGUUCAGCAUUCGCGACAUUGUAGUUUGGAUUUAGGUCACCAUGGGGCACUGUUAAAAGAACAAAGUUUAGAUGAUGAUGAUGUGUUUGUGGAAAGCCUGUCUCUCAAAAAACCGCAGUGGUCACCAGCCACAGAUGCACUGAAGGACUUAAGUUUAAAUGGAGGCCACCAAAGUGUUGCUGAGAGCAAGAGCGAAGAAACUUCAUGUAUAAAUGGCCCAGUGGAAGACAGGGACUACAGCUGCGGUUGUAAUAACGAUGGUGCUGGUAAGUCUAAUGCCAGCAAGUUUUUCAAAAGAACUUCAACAACUGACUCCACUGACUCUGCUUUGGAUUCAGCAGUGUCUGUUGGGGACCAAACUGAUGCCACGUUGGAUACAAAAGCCUUCAUGCGUUAUUAUCAUGUUUUUCGAGAAGGGGAGCUGUGCUCUCUGGUAGAAGAGAAUGUGCCUGAGCUUCAGAUACUUUCUUCCUGCUAUGACCAUGGAAACUGGUGCAUUAUUGCAGAAAAAAGAGGAACACAGCUGUAAAGAGAACAAAGCAGAAUCCAGUGACUGAGGAUUUUAAGCUGCUCCUUGUGUUUCUGUGAUUGUGCAGUGUGACAUGGAUUUUGAAUCUCAUGUAGUUGCCAUGUGCCAUUCAUUUCUGAGUUAUUAUCUCUCUACCUGUUUAACUAUCUAAUGCAAGAUGUGUAUAUAGCAAUGUAAGUGGUAAACAAUAUUUAUGUUUUGUUAAACUUUUAUGAAGUUAAAACUGGAGAGUUUUAUAUUGCUUUUCGCAAAUAAUUGUGGUUUUAAAUAUACUUUUCUAUUGAGAAAUAAAACCUUUUUAUAAGACAAGGAUCAGGGCAUCUUUUAUGAGAAGUAUCCUCUCAGUAGAAAGUUUAGGCUUUGUUCUUUAGACGCUGAAAAUGUGUCACAUUACUCCUUGUUCUUGAAGUCCUGUAAAUAGAGACACAGGUACGUUUGAAAACAUACUUGACUGUAUACUGCUAGAGUGCAUGCUGCAGAACUGGGAGCAAGCAUGGUCCCGGUGCUACUUAGCUUGGAGUAGAGUUGUUAAUGGGGAAAAAAAAAUGUACAAAACAAGCUCUGCACAUUCUGUCAUCUGAGGUUUGUAUAUGGGAGCAAAUGACAGAACAAAUUUUGAACAGUAUUUUGGACUUUUGUUUUAAAAAUAAUUUAAUUUCUCAGGUGCAACUUAGGCUUUAUGUGUUAGCUCUCACAAAUACUUUAUCUUAAUUUCCUUUGCUGUAGUUUUUCAUUGGUUAUGUGUAUAUAUAGAAGUCAAGAGGGAUUCGUGAGAGUAUCAGUAUUAUGUAAAGGUCACAAAAGAUCAAAUAUUUGAGAUAUAUAUAUCUUUUUGAUAAGCCUGGGAGGCUAAGAUAAAAUUAAUAAAAAUCCAGUGCAUAUUUGGUCAGCUGUCAUAUUUGCUCUCCUCAUUCACUGACAUGAGAAUGUAUAUUACAUGCUGUGUUAAAUAAGGUAGAUAGGAACAGGGUACAAGUCCAGUUUGUAUACAAAAUAGAAAUUCCUGUCUUCUGCAGUUUAAAUUAAUCUUUUGAGACCUAGAUUAUAAUAGAUGGCUUAAAAACUUUCUCAUUCCCUAUAAAACAUAAAUUUUGCUGAAAAUGGUGCCUCAUCAUCACCCAGUUUUACAGGAUUAUAGCAGUUGCCCUCACAGAGUUCUUUACACUCAAAUAAUCUCACCCCUUUCAGUGGAGGCUGAUGUGAAGUUGCAUGUGCUGUUGAUAAAGUGCACCUGGCUUCUGAAGAUCAGUAGUGAAGCUGUAAUUGAUACCAACAGAAGCAGGGCUAGAACAGGCUAAUUGCUUUGUUAGCAUAGAGUUACUUCAUUUCUAGGCUUUAUUUACAGUCAGUGGGUGUAGUGUAGGGCACAUCUUCAGUUGAUGUGAUUUCAUGAGCUUUAAUGGAGCUGCACAGAUUCACCUCAGAGAUCAACCCUUUUGCUACAGCACUUUUAGAGACCCACAUAAUGUCUGCCCUAUUAUUGAGCAAAUAACUGAAAACAAAGCAACAGGAGUGGAAUACCAAACUUUUCCAGUCUAUGCUGUGCAAGUAUAUGGAUUUGGGGUUGUUCAGUAGAAAGCCCUGAUGAUGUUAAGUAUUUUUAGAUGUAGUUGCCCAGGAGUAAUUGCCACAUGGAAAUGUAUUAUAGAUUUAUUUACUGGAGUGAUGCCUGUAGAACAAUCAUUUUUGUCUUCCUCAUAGUUUGGGAUCCUGGUACUUUAUCCUUCCUGGGUCUAUACCACUUGCACUUUCCACUGCCUUUUGCAAAUAAAAGUGUGGUCAAAGAACCAUGCAUCUGAGAUUUCUGAAAUAUUCAGCUCUAAAUAUAAAUUUCAAUACAGCCUGGGGCUGUGGUUCUCAGAUGCUGUGUCUGAGCCAUACUUCAGAAAACUGGCAAUAUUCCCUGCCUAUCUGGGUCCAGCUGCUCAUGACUGAGGGGGCUGCUCCUGCUGCCUCCUAAAGGUCCAGUUUUAGAAGCAGAGUGCAAAACCACCCAUGCUGGCGUAUUGCAGAGUCAGUGUGGAUCGUGCUGAGCUCCACACCUCAUCUGCAACGUGCUCAUGCACCUGCAACGUGCAGGUGAGGCCUGCCUCACUUGUUGGGAAUUCCUGGAGGAGCUUGAGGAUUUUAGAAGAAAACUCAGUUGCUUCCAGACAAGAUACGCCAGUGGAAUUGGCAUAUUGGCCAAUUCGCCAUAUAUUGUAUUGGCUGAUUGGCUAUACAGCUGCUGGAAUUUGGGCUGAAUUUAAGAAAGGUGUAGUUGAUUAUCAUCCUAUAUCCGAUAUUGAAAGUUCAUCCCUAAACUCCAGCAUGCAGAAACUGUGUUACACAUCUCUAGAAAUAUUUAUAAAAUGUUAUUUAUCUAAACUGACAGCUGGGUUUAGUUGAGUGGGAGAAGGAACACCAUUCUAUGAUUCUAUAAUUUUGUUACCUGUACUUCUGUAGUCUGUGGAAUAUUCAGAAUGUAGUCAAGGAAGCUGAUGAAAUUUGGGUUAAACCAAGAAAGGAAAGGUGUCCAUGUUCUUUACAAUAGAGGCUGAAUCUAUGUUUCAGGCUUCAGUGAAAACUUCCUGCUCUGUCAGCUAUAUGAAGAAGAGGUGUCACCUCAAAGCCACUGACGUACUUUAAACAGCUUUUUUCCUUGUAGACUUUCAAUGCAAUUUUUGGUUUGAGGUUCUUGACUGGGGAUGCUUUUCACCAUUGUUCAUUUCUGUAUUGGAUUUUCUCAUGUUUUGAGCUGAUGCCAUUAAGUUGUGUUACAUAGAAGUUUGGAUUGUAUUGUUAUAAAUUCCUUGGUGAAGGAAAGGGGAGGUUUGGUAAACUGGUUUUUUUCUCCCCCAAAUAUUCAGUUUUCCUCUUAGGAUGUAUAACCACUGUGUAACUUAAUUUUCAUAAACUGGGGAUCAGUCAGCUGAGGUCACAAAUGCGAGGUCUGCACAGCAAGCCUUUAUUCCCAUACACAGUCUCCCGUCUAUUUAUGGAGGCUGCGUAGGUCUGUAACAGCUUUAUCCUCUCAUAAGAAGCCAGCUUACCUCACUGAGAGCAUGGUAAUGUCUCUGUUGAUUGGUUUCAAUUUGAUGAGGCCCAUUUUAAGCAAAAUGUAAUUUCCAGAAGAAUCCAUGUGGUCCCAGUCUUUAAUAGCUUAUAGACAUAGUUAAUGUGCACAGAGAAGUGUGCAUAUCAUUGAAAAGUUUAUAGUAAAUGAAUGACUGAAUAAGAAAAUAAAACCCGGUUGUCCUUGCACGCUCAAACUCUCAGCACUGUCCUGACUGCAAGAUCUGACUGUUAGAAGGUAAAAGGCAAAUGCGUUCUUGUAUUUCUUGUCUGACAAGUGGGCAAUAUUCUCACUUCAGUUAUGCUGAUAACAAACCUGCUUCUGACUGCAGUGGGCUAGGAUUGCUGCUAAGCUGCUCAUCUAGGUUAAAGUGGCACAUAGAGAAAUCUUGAUUACACAAGAAAAAGAUGCCCUGUUUUUUACAAUUUAAUUUACUAGUAGCAUUGUCAGUCUGAACUGGUGAAACAAAAGCUGUUACCGUAUUACUCUCACACGCUGUAAUCCAAAUGGACAAUUGCAAUAAAAAACACACAACUGAAUGGACUUAUUCUUGAAGGACUAAUUCAA
Strigops habroptila (Kakapo) is the source of this 5643-nucleotide messenger RNA. RefSeq names its product tRNA methyltransferase 9B (putative) (gene TRMT9B). Gene Ontology annotation, molecular function: S-adenosylmethionine-dependent methyltransferase activity; tRNA binding. The record is from RefSeq and is a predicted model, not a curated record. NCBI's taxonomy places the organism in Eukaryota, Metazoa, Chordata, Aves, Psittaciformes, Psittacidae. The transcript is spliced from 6 exons. The coding region runs from base 303 to 2021 and encodes 572 amino acids. Gene Ontology annotation, biological process: tRNA wobble uridine modification. Gene Ontology annotation, cellular component: nucleus; cytoplasm.